Epithele typhae is the source of this 450-nucleotide messenger RNA. RefSeq lists its product as uncharacterized. Gene Ontology annotation, biological process: ribosomal small subunit assembly; translation. Lineage: Eukaryota; Fungi; Basidiomycota; Agaricomycetes; Polyporales; Epitheliaceae. Gene Ontology annotation, molecular function: RNA binding; structural constituent of ribosome. The transcript is spliced from 4 exons. Gene Ontology annotation, cellular component: ribosome; cytosolic small ribosomal subunit. The annotation marks the transcript as partial. The record is from RefSeq and is a predicted model, not a curated record.
CAGGCUGAUUCCUCCGUCACUGACCCCCAAGUCGCCGCUGACCUCAAGAAGAAGCGGACGUUCCGCACCUUCUCCUACCGUGGCAUUGAGCUCGAUAAGCUCCUGGAUCUGAGCAACGAAGAGUUCGUUGAGGUCGUCCAUGCCCGUGCUCGCAGGCGGUUCCAGCGCGGUCUCAAGCGCAAGCCUAUGGGUCUCAUCAAGAAGCUCCGCAAGGCUAAGAAGGAGGCGCCCCCCAACGAAAAGCCCGCGGUCGUCAAGACCCACCUCCGUGACAUGAUUGUCGUUCCAGAGAUGAUCGGCUCUGUCGUCGGUAUCUACAACGGCAAGGUCUUCAACUCGGUUGAGAUCAAGCCUGAAAUGGUCGGCCACUACCUUGCCGAAUUCUCGUGCUCGUACAAGCCUGUCAAGCACGGUCGCCCCGGUAUUGGUGCUACCCAUUCGUCGCGUUUG